AUGGCUUCAUACCUCCUCACGGCGGGUCUCGCGGUCGCGGCGGCGGCCCGCGCUGCUGUGGUGGCGCCCCGGGCGGCCAACUCGACGACGGUCGUCGCGGGGGCCGUCAACAGCACCACGUGCAACGGCAAGCAGUACGUCUACGAGGAGCUGGCCGGCUACGGCUUCGUGGUCUCGGACGCGGUGGACAAGUUCGGGGACAACCUCGGCGGCCUGGGCAGCGCUAUCCACAUGGAGAAGAAGUCGUGGAAGAAGAGCUGCAAUGGCACUUACACCGGCACGCUGUGGAGUCUGCCGGAUCGUGGAUGGAAUACUGAGGGAACGCUGAAUUUCCAGCCCCGAGUCCACAAGUUCACAGUGACUCUGGCUCCAGCACACAACGCCACGGUCGCCAAUCCCUCAGCUCCGAACCUCCAUCUCACAUACCAGGACACCAUUCGCUUCUCGGGCCCCGAUGGCACGCCCGCUACUGGUCUAGAUGCUGAUGCGUCGGGUCAUCUGUCGUACCCAGGCUUCCCUGACUUGCCCGUCGCCACUUACACCGGUGACGGCUUCGGCGGUGACGGGCCUGGAGGAAAGAGGAUCCCCAUCGACUGUGAGGGCCUGGCUGUCAACGACGACGGCUCGUUCUGGGUCUCGGAUGAAUAUGGACCUUACGUCUAUCUCUUUGACCACAGCGGCAAGAUGCUGACUGCUAUCCGACCCCCGGAUGCCAUCAUUCCCUUCCGUAACGGGACUGAGUCCUUCUCCGCAGCUAGCCCACCUCAUUACAUCGACAAUGGUGAGGGACCUCUCCCCAACCCUGAACAUCCGGACACUGGGCGUGACAACAAUCAUGGAUUUGAGGGCCUGUCAGUCUCGGAGGACGGCAAGACUCUAUGGGUUCUCCUGCAAGCUGCUACUGUGCAAGAAGGUGGCCUAGAGAAGCAGACACAGCGUUACACGCGCUUCCUCAAAUACGACAUCUCUACGCCUCUGAAGCCGAUGUACAAGGCCGAGUACAUCGUGCCCCUGCCCGCCUACGUCGACCCGACGGCCAAGGCUUCCAAGAACCCCAAGAUCGCCGCGCAGUCCGAGGUCCACGCGCUGCCGAACGGACAGUUUUUCGUGCUCUCACGCGACGGCGGCGCCGGCCACGGCCAGGAAAACUCCCAGAGCCAGUACCGCAACAUCGACGUCUUCGACAUCUCGGCGGCGACCGACAUCAAGGCCGCGGGUCAGGGGUACGACGACGAGGGCGGCGCCGUGGCGGACACGAAGGGCGUGCUGCGGCAGGGCGUGCAGGCGGCCGAGUACUGCGCGUUCCUCGACUUCAACGUCAACGCGCAGCUGGGCCGGUUCGGGCUGCACAACGGGGGCACCCAGGACGCCGCGCUGCUGAACGAGAAGUGGGAGUCCAUCGCCGUCGUGCCCGUCGACCCGCGCCGCCCCGACGGCGACGAGCACUUUGUCUUCAGCCUCAGUGACAACGAUUUCAUCACGCAGAAUGGGUUCCUGAACGAUGGGAGGUUCCGGUACGCGGACUCGACCGGGUUCAACCUUGACAGCCAAGCCCUGGUGUUCAAGGUGAAGAUCCCCAAGUAG
This is a messenger RNA of Neoarthrinium moseri, 1584 nucleotides long. RefSeq lists its product as uncharacterized. The record is from RefSeq and is a predicted model, not a curated record. Bases 1 to 1584 code for a protein of 527 amino acids. The transcript is spliced from 4 exons. NCBI's taxonomy places the organism in Eukaryota, Fungi, Ascomycota, Sordariomycetes, Amphisphaeriales, Apiosporaceae.